Arabidopsis lyrata subsp. lyrata is the source of this 1571-nucleotide messenger RNA. RefSeq names its product protein STRICTOSIDINE SYNTHASE-LIKE 13. NCBI's taxonomy places the organism in Eukaryota, Viridiplantae, Streptophyta, Magnoliopsida, Brassicales, Brassicaceae. Gene Ontology annotation, molecular function: strictosidine synthase activity. Gene Ontology annotation, biological process: biosynthetic process. The transcript has 5 exons. The record is from RefSeq and is a predicted model, not a curated record. The coding region runs from base 148 to 1389 and encodes 413 amino acids.
GAUGAAGUAGUCUGCAGGUCUCUUGGACUAGAGCAGUAUCUUCUUUUGUUAUUAGUUUCCAUCUUCUGUCAUUUCCUUGUUAUAUAUAUUCCAAAAAAAGAAGGUGAAUCUGAUCUUACUUUCUGGUCCACCUCUAAGCACUUUCAAAUGGAGAAGAAAGGCCAGUAUGGUACAUAUGACUCAUUGGUGACUCAUCAUCCGAUCCUCUGUAUCAUUGCUUUAUCUGUAAUUUUCAUAGCAAUCGACCCCUUUCACAUGAGUCCAAUUGGGGGUCGUGAGUUCAAACCCGUGAAGCAUGAGGUUGCUCCAUACAAGCAAGUUAUGGAAAGCUGGCCAAGAGACAACCUUAGUCGACUGGGUAAUCAUGGGAAACUGGAGUUUGUGGACCAAGUCUUUGGUCCAGAGUCAUUAGAGUUUGAUAGUUUAGGUCGUGGUCCAUACACAGGGUUGGCUGAUGGAAGAGUGGUUAGAUGGAUGGGUGAAGCAAUUGGAUGGGAGACAUUUUCCGUGGUAACAUCAAAAUGGUCAGAGAAAGCUUGUGUGAGAGGUGUGGAUUCAACAACAAACAAGCAAUGGAAGCACGAGAAGCUGUGUGGGAGACCUCUUGGUCUGAGAUUUCAUAAAGAGACAGGAAAUUUGUAUAUUGCAGACGCUUACUAUGGUCUCCUUGUGGUUGGUCCUGAAGGAGGGAUCGCUACGCCUUUAGCUACUCAUGUGGAAGGAAAGCCUAUACUCUUUGCCAAUGACCUUGACAUCCAUAGAAAUGGCUCCAUCUUCUUCACUGACACCAGCAAAAGAUAUGACAGAGCGAAUCAUUUCUUUAUCUUACUGGAGGGAGAAUCAACAGGAAGGCUUCUAAGAUAUGACCCACCUACCAAAACAACACACAUUGUGCUGGAGGGUUUGGCUUUUCCCAAUGGAAUUCAACUCUCUAAAGACCAAUCUUUCCUUCUCUUCACCGAAACAACCAAUUGCAGAUUGGUGAAAUACUGGCUGGAGGGUCCAAAGACAGGUGAAGUUGAGGUGGUGGCAGAUCUCCCGGGAUUCCCAGACAAUGUAAGAAUAAACGAAAAGGGUCAGUUUUGGGUUGCAAUAGACUGUUGCAGAACACCGGCACAAGAGGUUCUUACAAACAACCCUUGGAUAAAAAGCAUCUACUUUCGGUUGCCAAUACCGAUGAAGCUGCUGGCGAAAACGAUGGGGAUGAGAAUGUACACUGUGAUAUCGAGAUUCGACGAGGAAGGUAAGGUCUUGGAGGUGCUUGAGGAUAGACAAGGGAAGGUAAUGAAGCUUGUGAGUGAAGUGAGGGAGGUUCAAGGGAAGCUUUGGAUUGGAACAGUGGCUCAUAACCACAUUGCCACUUUACCUUAUCCUUUGGCGAAUCAAUGAAGAACCUUCGCUGUGUAGUUCUUAGCUUCUGGAAGUUGUGUUCUUAAUAUCCUCUUGAUUUACAUUCAUGAGGGUAGAGAAACAAUAUAAACAAAUGGAUGACUGAACUAAAUCAUCUCUCUGUAACUACUAAAUUAUCUUCGUUUUGAUUCAAGUUCCAUUGGACCGGUUUGCCUUUUGUU